CCGAGACCGCGCAGGGGGAGGGUAGGCCGCCCGCUCGGCAGGGAGGACUAGUGCUAGUGAAAACAAAGAUGUCAACUGCACCACCCAAACAUUGACGCGGUGCUUCGCAGCUUCGCAGUGCUUUGACGAUGCGGCCCUGGCGCGCGCGGACGGAGUGCUGAGGGACGGAGGCAGGGACGGACUCGUGCUGCAGGCCGCGGAGGACGCCGCCAAGGCCGACCCAGGCCGUCGGACAGGGACAGGGGCGGACAUGCGAGGUGGAGCCGCAGCCGGCAGCAGGGACGCCAUAGGAGGCGCCAUGGGCAUGGGCCGAGCCUUCUUCGCCAGGGUGCACAUCGCGUUCGUGGGCUGCAUCCUGCUCUCGCUGGGGGUCAACUCCCUCGUCAUUUCGGCAGAAGUAAGCCCUCCUGAAAUUUUAGAUGUGACUGUCCCCAAAAAUGCAGUUGUGUGUGACAAUGCAACAUUGAUAUGUCAAGUUCGUCCAGCAUCAGCAAGAGUGUGGUGGUUUUCUGGAGGGAAGAAUUAUACAGAAUCAGAUUCCAGGAUUACUGUAGAAACUGUUACUGAUGAAAAUGGUGAAACUAUCAAUGCGACGUUGCAUUUCUCAUGUGUACAAGUGGCUGAUAUUGCCAAUUACACCUGUUUUGCUGUGGUACCUUCUGAAGGUGAAACUCCUGCCUCAAGCAAGACAGUUCUCCUAGAUGUCGGCGUCCCUGCGGAAAUAGUUUCCACAAAAGUUGGGCGUGCUAAAGUCAGCUCAGAAGAAACUCUGUCAUGUUCCAUUCGAGGUCAUCCACUAGGGCCUAUAAUCUGGCAGAAAGGCAACGAUACCCAAUCUCCAGAAGAGUUAAACCCGUUGGUUGAAACUAAAUUUCUCAAUGAUUCAUAUGCUGAAACUACCCUGAAAGUUCGAGAUUUAGUACGCAAAGACAAUGGCACCUACUAUUGCAAAGCACAAGGACCUUCUGGUGAAGCAGUUGCUCCUGUACCCCUUUAUGUCCUUGACACUCCUCUUGUUAACAUUGAUUUCAUCAAGGCAGUGGGUGCCACUAGAAUAUUCCUGAAUUGGACUGUGAGUGAUGGCAAUGAACCAGUCCAGCAAUAUUUCAUGCAGCAUAUGCAAAAUGGCACUGGUUCCUGGACUCACUACAACGAGUAUGUUGGAGGCGGGAAUACAAGCCAUGUUAUGAGUAACUUGGAACCUAAUUCGUCCUACAAGUUGCGUCUCUCUGCUAAGAAUGCUAUUGGUACUGGAAAUGUGUUUGAGCUUCCCAACUGGGUUACAACUCUGGGCUCAGAUCCAGUCUUUAUACCUGAAGUGUCUGUGAAAGGAGCAACUCCGGACUCUAUAUCCAUUGGUUGGACUUUGGCACCAAUGGCUGUACGAGAACAUAUUCACUACUACACAUUGGUUUUAAGCAACAACAAGACUCGAAGGGAAGCUAUUCACCCCGCCAAUAGCUACAUGAGUGUUUUUAUGUUCACUGACUUGGAGCCAGCUACUCUAUAUCACUUCAAAGUAGCGGCAUGUAGUGAAUUCACAAAAGAAUGUAACAGCUGGUCAAAACCUGUGGAUGGAACAACUAUGGAUGGAUUGGCGAGUCCCCCAGAAAAUGUGACUGUCACUUGCAAGUUUGACAAUGUGAGCUAUGCCAGCUUUGUCAUGGUGAGCUGGGCGCCUCCUCUGCACCCAAAUGGGCACAUAAUGCACUACAAUGUCCAUUUGAUUGGAGAAGCCAAAUUCUUAAAUGAAAAAGGCUCUUCAGAAAUAAUGACUUGGGGGCCCAAAGUGAAGACUAUUGAUUCAAACAUGCAUUCGGCGAGAUUUGAUGUGGUUCCUCCUAAUACCAACUACACUGUGAGCGUGUCAGGGGUUACUAGAUCGCGAGGUGGAGGUGGAGAAGCUACUCGCCACUGUAUGACACCCCCAACUAUACCAGAAAAAGAGAAAUUCUCUCGUAUUAACUGGGGCAAAUUUGAGGAGCAUGGUCGAUGGAUGUUCAAACUGUACCUCCCUCGUAUAUCGGAGAGAAAUGGACCUAUUUGUUGUUACAGGGUGUUUGUUGUGAAGCUUCCACCUCAACGAAGUAUUUCAGAUCUUCCCCCACCUGAAGAUUUCCCUAUAUCCACGUAUCAAGAAGUGCAGAGGAGUGCAGACGGAGGAGCGUAUGUUGCAGAAAUGUUCGAAAGCCUGCCCGCGAGUAGCGAUGUUAUUGUGGGAGAUGGUCGCAUGGUGGAGACCAAUGCCAGCGGAGCUUGCCAGAGGUGCAUGGGCCUGCGGAGACGCAUCCUGCCAAGGCCUCCCACCACUCCCAAACCUCUGUCUGGUGAUUCUGAAACCUUACCUCCUCCUGCGUACAUACCAUCGCUUAUGUCCACCACUGAGGAACCCCCAGCUGCUGAGGGUGAAACUACAUUACUGCCAUCAACACCAGUCAUAGUGAGCAGCUUACGAAAAAAGAGAUCAAACAACGAUAUCGUGAUAGAGGAGGCCAGUCUUGAGGAUGUGACAGGCCCCUCUGUUCCGGCUGCAGAUGCAAAUGAAUCCAAUGACUCCCUACCUGUGCAUGAUGGUCAGCUAGAUAUGAAUAGCAAUUAUACAGGAUUUGUUGAAGUAAUUGUACUCGGAAAUCAGAAAUCUGUGAUACCAGCCUACAGUGGUUAUUUUGUUGUAUUGAAUCCCGGACCUCAAGUGCUACACGCCACUGAAUCGACAACAAUUGUAACAAUUUUACAAGUUUUGUGUGCAUUGAUGCUUGUGGUCCUGGUAUUUUUAGCCGCUCUUUGUCUUUUGCAACGGUACACUAAACAAGUUGCAGAGUCUCAAGGAGUUGAAAUGAAUCUUCGCACAUCAUUCAGGCACUUGUAUCGCUCUCUCCGCGGUCGACACGUACUGGAAUCUCAGCAACCUCCCGACAUGACUCCUAUUGUUGCUUCCGAGCUUCCCUCUGCUUAUGGAGAAAGGCACAAGGACUCUGACUAUGGAUUCCAACAUGAAUUUGAGAUGUUGCCUGAUAGAUUUCCAGAUAGAACCACAUCUGCAUCUGAAACAAGAGAGAAUAUAUACAAAAACAGAUACCCAGAUAUCAAAGCUUAUGACCAAACAAGAGUCAAACUUGCUCAAAUAGAUAGUAUUGUUGGUUCUGAUUACAUUAAUGCUAAUUUUGUUGUUGGCUACAAAGAACGCAAGAAGUUCAUCUGUGCUCAAGGUCCAAUGGAAGACACUGUGUGUGAUUUCUGGCGCAUGAUUUGGGAACAGCACCUUGAAUUGGUGCUCAUGCUCACAAAUUUGGAAGAGUAUUCCAAAACUAAGUGUGCCAAAUAUUGGCCGGAUGCUGAGGGCACAAAGACUUUUGGAGAUAUUUCAGUCUCUCAUAUAAGUGAAAAGAAAUGUUCUGAUUACAUUUUAAGGGAGCUGAAAAUGACGAAAGGCAGUGGGUCAGAAACAAGGAAGAUUAUGCAGUACCAUUUCUUGGUUUGGAAGGAUUUCCAGGCACCUGAAUACCCUUCUGGAAUUCUUAAAUUCAUCAGAAGGAUGAAUGAAGCUUACUCCUUGGAAAAAGGGCCCAUUCUUGUUCAUUGCAGUGCUGGUGUUGGACGAACAGGAACUCUUGUAGCACUUGACUCCCUGAUUCAACAAUUAGCGGAAGAGAAACAAGUUGCUAUUUUUAACACUGUUUGUGACUUAAGACAUCAAAGGAACUUCUUGGUUCAGUCAUUGAAACAAUAUAUCUUUGUUUAUCGAGCAUUGGUUGAUGUUGCCCAAUUUGGUGACACAGAAUUGUCCUUGAAGAGCCUUAAAUCAUCAGUUGAAAGGCUGAGACAAAGAGAUAACGGACAAACUAAGACAAGGAUGGAGGAAGAAUUUGAUAAAAUUUGUGCUGUGGCCGAAGAACGCAAACUUGCCAACACUGGUGUUAUGGAAGAGCAUGCAGCCAAAAACCGAAGUGAAUCGGUUAUUCCUUAUGAUAGGAACCGUGUUAUUUUGUCCCCUCUAGCAAUCAGAGAUCAUGCCACCUAUAUCAAUGCCUCUUUCAUUGAGGGUUACGAUAACACAGAGUCAUACAUCAUUGCCCAAGACCCCCUGGAAAAUACUUGUGCAGAUUUUUGGAGAAUGCUCUCUGAGCAGUGUAUUAGUACACUUGUCAUGCUUUCAGAUAAACGACCCACAUCUGAGGAAAAUAAUAGUGGUGACAAUAGUAGAAAAUGUUUCCGUUACUGGCCUGAACCUGAUGAUGAAACCACUUAUGACCACAUUCGUGUGCGAUACAUCCAAAGUGAAAGUUGCCCCUAUUACACUAGAAGAGAAUUUAGCGUAACGAACAUCAAGAAUAAUGAAAAUACAUCAGUCACACAGUUCCAGUAUCAUGGUUGGCCAACAGUUGAGGGCCAGGUACCAGAAGUAACCCGAGGCUUGAUUGAACUUGCUGAUCAGGCACAGAAUCAUCAAACUAUUCAACAAGGCAGUGGUAGUACGACAGGACCAAUGGUUGUCCAUUGCAUGGCUGGUUCAGACCGUAGCUCCAUGUUUGUGGCUCUUAGUAUUUUAAUUCAACAGCUGCGCACUGAAAAGAAGAUUGACGUGUGCACAGUGUCUCGGAAACUUAGGUCCAUGCGACAGGGAAUGCUUCAGACUUUUGCUCAGUACGAGUUCCUUCACCGAGCCAUAGUUAACUAUGCGGACCUCCAUAACCUGACAGAGAAUGAAUGCAACGGCACCACCUGACACGACGCGGGCGCGCCCGUGGCUGCUGCCCUGGGCGCGUCUGCAUCUGCCACGUCUCCCCCCGCCUCUGCUGAGUGGCACGCGGGCACAGGCACCAGCUCUGGACUGCCCCCGCCUGUGCCAGACCGGCCCUCGAGUCGAGCUCGCAGCAAGUCCCUGGGCCAGCUUCUCAUCCCAUCCAAGCUCACAUUGUCAGCACAGUUGCCAGUUUAACAGGUGUCUAGUCAUCCCUCCGUCCUGCAGGCCUGCUUGUGUCGUGUCGUGUCACUUGCUCACUGAAACUUUCGGAACCAUUACUUGGAUGGUUGCGAAGAAUCAAAGUUCAGUAAGUAAGGUAAUCAUCCAAAGAACUAAAAGAAAUGAUUAUGUACCAAAAAAACAAAAACACAAGAAUCAGUUUUGUGAUGGACAAGGGGAAUGCACAAUUCUAAAUGGCAAGGCUGCAAACCUGACAAUGUUUUGCAUUUUUCAAAGGGAAUGCACUAUUUUAAAUGGCUGCAAACCUGACAAUGUUUUGCAUUUUUCAAAGGGAAUGCACUAUUUUAAAUGGCUGCAAACCUGACAAUGUUUUGCAUUUUUCAAAGGAAAAAAAAAUGUAAAUGGCUUUAAAAUGUAUUAUAUCAAUUUACUAGAGGUUAAAAAAAAAUACCUAUUUAAGUCUAGUCUGAUUUGUCAUUCUGAAUCCGUGUUAAAGUAUUCUUAAUCAGAUGACUAUGUGUAAGUUGAACAGUAUAUGCCCUUCUGCUCAUUUGAAAGUAGCUUAAAAUGGGACCAUCGAUGGUAAAGGCAAAAAAUUAUACUUCUCCUCUAUUGCUUCAUAUUGAAAAAUGUGUGAACAAGGUUCCAUACCAUAUUAGGCAAUGGUUUUCCAAUUUCAAAGUAAGGCCAACAUUGCACAACAUCAUAAGUCCUUCUCCCACUACUUUCACUUAAUGGAGCUCAUUAUCUAUUCUUUAAAUUUUUAUCUCACAUCAUUUUUUUGUUUUACAUGCAUGCAUGAAAUAUGUGGACAGUUGUAGCACAUCCAUGACAUCAGUAUGGUCUCUUUAUUUCCCUUCUCUUAAACUCCUAAACUCCUUCAACUCCUCUCUGUUCUCAAACAUUUUUUUGGUGACUGAAAGUAAACCUUAAACGUCAUUCUAUUUUUAAUUUCUUUUUGUUAUUUUGUCUCCUUUCUGAGAGGAUUGAAGACUAUGUGAUCAACAGCACAAAAAAAAUGUCAAUGUAAACAUCAUCCUAUGUAACUGCAACAAGGUAGUUUUAACUUUGUCAUUCUGGAAGUUCGAAAAUUCCCUGUAAAAACUAUACUGUAUUGUUUCGUUAAUAUGAUGUAAAUGAAAUGAAUGCAUUCAAGUACUGAUGACCACAAUGCAUCCAGUUGCUUGGAUGACACACAUAUUAGUCAAAAGAAAAACAUUUUAUUUUAUUCUAUAACUUUUUGCUUUUAAUUAAGUUGUGUAUAUUUUAGAGGUAAUUCUAGCAUUGUGGUACCUUAUAGUGCCACCUACUCGUCUGUUCAAUAUGUUUUUACAGUAUUAUUGAGUGCUUUUCUGCAUCAGUGAUGACUCAAUAAUAGUGCUUUUUCUAGUAAAAUUUUAACUACUGUUUUGCUGACUUCGACCAUGAACAGACUAAUUAGAGUGAGAUUGAUGGUAAUGAAAUUUUUAUUGUUUUAAAGUUAUGAUUUUAAUAUUGGUUGACUAUCGUUCCAGUGAUGCUCCUCUCACUCCCAAGUUUGCUUAUUUAACUAUUUGCAUUUUAGUGAUGCUUCUUGACUGAUUGUCGCUCUUAUCAUGUAAGAAAUACAUGUAUUGUUAAUAGACUCAGUAUUGUUAAUGAUGUUGGUAAGAAAUUUUGUGUGUGAUAUUGUGGUCAUUUUUUUUCUGGUGCAAGGAACCGAUUCCUUUCAGAGAAGUAGCUUGGUAAAUCUCGAUCGUUUGUGUCGUAAGGUUACUUUGUCCUCUCUGCACCAAAAACUUAUGGAUCCGCAACAAAGUCAUAAACCAAAAUUAUAUGCUUUCUAGUGUUUGUUUCAAAUCAUGACUAUUCACAGCCAAAGAACUUUUUUUUCAUAAACUCUCCUUUAAAUUGUAGGAUUAAGGGUUUUGGCAAGUGAAUGAAGUGAUAGUUGAAAACUUUGCAAUUUUCUGCAAAGCAGACUUGUCCCAAAUUUAUAUUCGAUUUUCAAUUACUACUCCUGUGCUUCAUUUCAUGUUAAUCCCUUAUAUUGAAUGCAAAAGCUCCUAUUUAGGAGACUUUUGAGAUUUUUUACCAUGUUUGGGAUGUGGCUAUCUUGUGUAUAGGUAAUCUAAAAUUUUCUUACUGCAUUGCUUAUGUAGUUGGUAGCUUUUUCAUUCUAAUGUGUCAUAUGAUAAGUAUUAAACAUGUGGGCAUACUGCUGAGUAUUGCUAAUGCUCAUUAGAUACGUAAUUGAAGAAUAGUCUGACUGUUCUAAAUGCUUGUUUUACUACAUGGUUUAUCCCUUAACAUAAGAAUUCUUUUAGUUCCUUUGAAGAAUUCCAACUGUUAAUAAAACUUCUGCAUCACACAUUGAACAUUUUAAGCAUCAUUGAUCCCAGAUGUUGUGAUUCAACACAAUUUAUUUUUUAAGUAGUAAUGCUUGUGUUCAUCAUUUGAUAUUGUCUCUGCAGUCAAACUUAAUUGCUUUAUGAGGUAGUCUUGAGAUACUUCUAAAUUGCUCAAAAUAAUCAUGAUGAUGAGGGCCAUGUGAACUGAUUUAUUAUGUGGUUCUCAAUGUCUUUAACGGUGACAGUUACGGUAGCUUUGGGUUUUAAUAUUUUGCAUUCUUUUUCAUCGAAAUCUCUCCAAUACAAAUUUUGAAACAUUUGGUGUGGUGUAUAACUUCUAGAGCAUGUUUAACUUUAAUGUGAACAUGUAUCCAGCUUAUUUAAGUCUGCUGUGUCAAAAACGCUUUUAAUUUUGUAUAAAACUAUUUUGUUAAUUUUGAAUGGUGUACUUAAGACGCUUCAUAGAGAAAAUUAGAGGAUGUACCUAUUUGUAACAACCUUUGUUAUUUGCCGUUGUUCUUUUUUCCUUUUUAAAUUUGAUUUUGUUUUCUGAUAUUGUAGUGGUACUGUGAGCCUAAAUAAUGUGAGCAGCUCGUGUAAAUUGUAAUGUAUUCAGUGGGACAUUUUUCAUACUCUCUUUAAGUUGUAAUUGUGAUAUUUUAAAAUAAAAUCCAGUGGACUUUCUUCAUUAGUUUUUUGUGCACAUGAAGCAAUGACAACCACUUUUUCUUCCCCUGAUAUUAUGAGCAUGUGUUAAGAGAGUGAAUUGCUGCUCACAUUGCUAUGGUUGUUUCCUUUAAGCAGUUUUCUCUAAAGUGGAAAAGAGGAACAAUGAAAGGGCUACAGAAAUUUUGAGUUCCCUACAAUUGUUAAACAUUCAACUGCGAAAGUAUAGAGUCGCACUGCAUUGACUGUGAUGCAAACAGAUGCAAAACUGGAAAACAAAGUCCUUAGAAUGGUUCGGUUUUCUGCGCAUAAGUAAAAGAAUGAAAAACAAGGAAGUUUGUAUAAUAUUCCAUCUGAUUCUGUUCUGUAUUGAAUGCUGUCCCCCUGCCCCCAGCCAUUCUUAACCUUUCUGUGAUUUUUAUACUGAUGUUUGUGUACAUAUGAACAGAAAAAUUUAAUUUGUCUUUUGUAUGCCCCUUUUUUAACUGAUACUGUAAAUGUAUGUAUUCAUAAUCUGUUUACCUACACUGAAACAUUGUCACCUUCAUAGGUUACAUGUUUUGUUUCUACAUAUUUAUAUUGCAGUACCAUCAUUGAUUCCAUUGAUGAAGCACAUUAUUGUACUUCUCGACAUACAAAUUUUGGACUAGGUUACAUACACCUGUAUUUGUCAUUGUGUAUGUAUUUUAAUGUAGAACUUGCUAAUAAUGAAAUGGUUACAAGUCCAUGGUAUUGACUUGUUUCUCUAGUGACUGUUGAUGGAUGCCUAGUUAUUAAUUUACCAUAUUGAAAGCAUCAUUAUUGAACAAUAUUUGUAUUGCUAUUCAAAACCGGUGGAAUCUCAAUAAAUGAGGUGAUUACAGGA
Thrips palmi is the source of this 8785-nucleotide messenger RNA. RefSeq names its product tyrosine-protein phosphatase 69D (gene Ptp69D). The record is from RefSeq and is a predicted model, not a curated record. NCBI's taxonomy places the organism in Eukaryota, Metazoa, Arthropoda, Insecta, Thysanoptera, Thripidae. Bases 251 to 4726 code for a protein of 1491 amino acids. The transcript is spliced from 27 exons. Gene Ontology annotation, biological process: protein dephosphorylation. Gene Ontology annotation, molecular function: protein tyrosine phosphatase activity; protein binding.